AUGCGUGGAAAGACAGAUGGAGUGUGGAGGAACCGGUGCAGAGGGAGUCCAGGGGGGGGAGAGGUCAGCGAACCCCAGAAAGAGACUUCAGAUGGGGUACGCCGAGUGCAGGGCGAGGGGGUGAUGGAUGGAGGAGGCUCUAGCAUACGGCCGCCCGCGAGGCCCAGGACGGAGCGGAGUGAGAGCAGAGAGUGGGACUGGGAGCAGAGGGGGUUCUCGCUCAGUGCAGAAGUGACACUGACAAACUGCAAAUGUGUCGAGGAGAAUCAGUGUUUGAGGCGACAGAGCGGGGACGACGGCGCAUUUACAGCUCUGCUCUUUAGACACGGCUCCAUCUGA
Knipowitschia caucasica is the source of this 339-nucleotide messenger RNA. Lineage: Eukaryota; Metazoa; Chordata; Actinopteri; Gobiiformes; Gobiidae. The record is from the annotation of a GenBank genome assembly.